CUCGAUGCACUGCCGUAUCAAUUUGGCAACCCGUCAAAGGACGGUGUACUGAAAGGCACACGGGUCCUACUCGAAUUCGGGCCUAGCCGCCGCUUCAAGAAAUACAACGUUAGGGGAGACACGCAGCACACUCGCAAUUCCCUUCUCACUUCCUUCCACCCUCGUCGUGGACGAUGCCAACCUCGGGCCGCAGUUCGUUCAUAGCUGCGUUAUUCAUCAUUCUUCAAUGUGCCGCGGUUGUUUUGGGGGAGCUACGGACGAUCGACGACACAUAUGGUGACUCGGUGACCGGAGCGACACCGACGUACCUCGAUACGAACUGCUGGAACCAAGGCCCGAAUUGCUCAGUUUGCGUUUCCCAACCAGACCCAUUACAGGCGCACAACGGGACCUGGCACGACACACAAUCAGAUACAUGCAACAACGUGUUGAUCAACUCCCCCACAGUUCAUACCGUCUCGUUCGCAUUCACCGGCACUUCUCUUUCGGUGUAUUGCAUCCUUACAUCCCAAGGGCCGGAGAUCAAGAUCACAAACCUGGCCUUCGAUCUCGAUGGUGAAACCAGCGCAUCUUUGUUCAACCCGAGCAUCAACGCAACCACCUAUGAAUAUCAAUACAACGUACCUGUCUACAGCAGAUCGUUUUUGAACAAUACACAGCACAACUUCGUGAUGUCAGCUGUACAAGGGACAUCAGUAUCGCUUCUGCUAUUUGACUACGCAACCUAUGAUUAUGAAGACGACGAGAGCGAUGCGAAACCAUCCUCGUCUCAAAGUGCCUCGAGUCAGGCGCCGACUCGGACUGCGUCGAACGUAGCCUCACACCACUGGCAUGGUAAGCGACUGUCUCCUCAGUCUUCCAUCCACAUACCCUCAUUCUAGACAAGGUGUACCGGUCGGUGCCAUUGCUGGCGGCGUAGCUGGUUUCAUCGCCUUUGUGGUGAUCUGCGUCUGCCUCACAAUAUGUUGGCGAAGACGGCGAAGAACACGUCGUAUAACUGAGAUGACUAGCAUCCCUGCGGCUCCCUUCAUUCAUUCUACGAUCACCAACGACUCUGGCGCCGCUCCCGUGCCACAC
Fomitopsis serialis is the source of this 1077-nucleotide messenger RNA. RefSeq lists its product as uncharacterized. The transcript is spliced from 4 exons. Bases 174 to 881 code for a protein of 235 amino acids. The record is from RefSeq and is a predicted model, not a curated record. Lineage: Eukaryota; Fungi; Basidiomycota; Agaricomycetes; Polyporales; Fomitopsidaceae.